Micropterus dolomieu (smallmouth bass) is the source of this 2759-nucleotide messenger RNA. It is a transcript of the gene rhoh, whose product is annotated as ras homolog family member H. The coding region runs from base 783 to 1370 and encodes 195 amino acids. The record is from RefSeq and is a predicted model, not a curated record. Gene Ontology annotation, molecular function: GTPase activity; GTP binding. NCBI's taxonomy places the organism in Eukaryota, Metazoa, Chordata, Actinopteri, Centrarchiformes, Centrarchidae. Gene Ontology annotation, biological process: small GTPase-mediated signal transduction. The transcript has 2 exons.
CCUCCUCACUGGCGGAUGCGCUUUUCUUUUGGUUCGGUUUCAACUCUCGUACUUUCUACUUCACCAGCCUCGCCGCUGUCAGGCAGGAACAAAGAUAUUUCGUUUCUGUAGCCUACCUGUUUCGUCUCUAAUUAAUAUAGUCGACAACAAUGGCGUUUUAGGGUAGCCUGUCUAAUUUGAAGAUUGUUAUACUUAAUAACAAACCGUUGAUGGAGUUUAAAGGCUUUGUUUUUUGAGGUCUUCAAAGGCGGCAGCCAGCAUCCGCCCGUUGAAGAUUGAGGAGACUGACAAGAAAGCAGAUUUCCCUCCUUGGCUCUGAGAUCUGUUUGUGCAGGAUGGCGACCCUCAAGGUGAUUAGAGGGAAGGACCGGAAGCUGACCAUACUGCAGAGACUGAGCAGAGGUGAGACGAGCCGAGAGGGACUAAAUAACUGAGACGUGAUGUGAUAUGUGUAUAAAGCUCACAGCUGGGAGAACUGCUGAUUGUGCAUACCUACUCUAUGUGAGAGACGUUCAAGGACAGACAUUACAGGUCAGUUCAACAAGCUGAAUGACCACAGAAAUCUUCAGGAAUUGAGUUGCCUGAAGUCAGGGCUAAAAGUCACCUGCUAUGAAAACUACCACCUCUACACGGAAGUACAGCACACAUAGAGUGUUCAACGACUUUGACGACCUUGUGAACCCGGUGCCUCUCCAGAUCGACAAGUAGACAGGAGAUCGACCCCUGAGACUUUUUCCACAGAACCACAAACAUUUAGAGAAGGGAGACUGUCAGAGGCAACCAUGGACGGCCUCACAGAGAUGUCGUUGAAAUGCGUCCUGGUCGGGGACAGUGCCGUGGGCAAGACGGCCCUCCUGGUCCGCUUCACCUCAGAGACCUUCCCUGACACAUACAAGCCCACAGUGUUUGAGAACACAGGAGUGGAGGUGUACAUGGAUGGGGUUCAGAUCAGCCUGGGGCUGUGGGACACGGCGGGAAACGACAACUUUCGACAGAUCAGACCGAGGUCCUACCAGCAGGCAGAUGUCGUCCUUAUCUGCUACUCUGUGGCCAACCCUAACUCUCUGGCCAGCGUCCAGCAUAAGUGGAUCGCUGAGGUCCGAGAGAACUUGCCCAAGGUGCCAAUUUUGGUUGUGGCCACCCAGACAGAUCUGCGGGAGACAGGGGCGCACCGGGCCAGCUGCAUCACAGCAGUGGAGGGGAGACGUGUGGCUCAUGAAAUCCACGCUAAAGGCUAUCUGGAAUGCUCCUCCUUAAGCAACCGUGGCGUGCAACAGGUGUUUGAGUAUGCAGUGCGGACGGCCGUAAACCAGACCAGGAAGCAGGCCAGAAGACGGAUGUUCAGCAUAAACCAGUGCAAGGUCUUUUGACCCUUGACCUUGACUUGGUGGGCACCUGAACCCCUCUGUGAUUACUUUUUCUAUAAUGCAACUUAGUGUGCUGUUCAAACUCUGAUAAAUAAACCCAAAGUUUAUUUCUCUAAAUACGUAGAGUACUUUUCACUAACGGGGUGUCCUGCCCCCCUACACUCAAACCAUAUUUAAAACUGAGAAUACAUUGAUUUAGUCAUGCAUCAUGAGGGUCUAUGCAAAUGUACACAAGUGUACAGUUCUACUUUUGUGUGAUCCAGGUAGAGACGCGAAGAGUUAAUCUGGAUUCUUCUGAUCUAUUCUAUAAGGGAACCACAGUAUAUUACAUGGAGAUAUUUCAAAUGGGGCUCUGGAGAGUAUUUGUGCUUCAGAAAUACUCCAUCAAGAACAUUUGAUAUGAAAGGCUUACUUACAUUGAAUCAUUUAAAGCUUUAAAAUUGGCACGGCAUAUUGUUUCAAAAAGAGGAAAGUAUGUUCACAUCACAGUUUGUGGUUGGAUCAGCAAAUUAACUUUUGAAAUGCAGCGUAAACUAAACCUUUACUACCACAAAAAAAUUACACAUCCAGGUAAUUUUUACAGUUGUGUUGAGCUUUUACAGUGUUAAUUGCACAUUUGUCAAAAUCAAUCAUGGAAAAGUACAUUGUUAUGCUCCUGAAACAUAUAAUGGUGAGUGCAUGUUGGCAUUUGUUAGCAAUGAUUUGAACUGUUCAGAAUAAGAAAUAUGUCAGCUCAGAGAGGCCAAUAGGUGGAUUUUUGCUGCAUCGCUACAUACAGCAUAUUCUCUAUUAUUUGUGUAGAGAAGAUUUUACUUUUUACUAGAAGUGACCAGGAAAUAAACUGUCAGUAGGUCAAAGUGUACAAACAUGCCUACAGGCUAUGCGUUUCUUUGGAUUAUUUGUGUAUUUUUUUUUUUAUAUAUAUUUAUAUAUAUAUACACAAAAUAUAAUAUUAUAUAUAUGAUCUGUCAAAUUUAUUUAAGAGAUAACUAACUUUAUUUGUAUUGGUUGAAAUGUUUACACAGACAUCAGCUGACAGUCGACGCAGAUCAGUCGUUCAAAAAGUCCAGAUGUCCUUAAAACAUUUGUACUAAACACAAAUAAAGAAAAUCUAAAGAUUUAAUUAAGACUUUUAUUUAAUAUUGGCAGAGUAAAGGGACUUCAACAUUAUAUAAAAUUUUGACACUUUUUUUUUUUAAACCAUAUGCCACACGUUAAUGCUAUUGCGGAUUUUUUGUGAAUUGUAUUUUUGUGUGUAAGUGUAUACCUCCUUUUUGAAAAUGCAAGAAAAAUAUUAAGACAUGCCCUGCUACCUAUGUAACUGGUCCUGUUGUUAUUUGUCACUGGAAAAAUUAAUUCACUUCAAAUAAAUUAAAAUGGGGAAACAAGAUU